AAUCUAGAAAAGCAGAAGAUGGCAGGCCUGGAGGCCCAGAAGAGGCCCUUGAUGUUGGCAGCACUGAACGGACUCUCAGUUGCUAGGGUUCCAGUGCCGGAGGACAGCCAGGAUGAAGUCUCCAAGGUGCCAAUGGAUGAGAGGUGCAAAAUCCUGAAGAGGAAGUUGGAAGAGGGGAUGGUGUUUACAGAAUACGAGCAGAUUCCAAAGAAAAAGGCAGAUGGGAUCUUCACCACUGCUGCCUUGCCCGAGAACACGGAGCGCAACCGCAUCAGGGAGGUCGUUCCUUACGAGGAGAACCGAGUGGAACUGGUGCCCACCAAAGAGAAUAACACAGGCUACAUCAAUGCUUCACACAUAAAGGUUACUGUAGGUGGAGAGGAGUGGCACUACAUUGCUACCCAAGGGCCUCUGCCACACACGUGCCAUGAUUUCUGGCAGAUGGUGUGGGAACAGGGGGUGAAUGUCAUAGCCAUGGUCACAGCUGAAGAGGAGGGAGGAAGAAGUAAGAGUCAUCGUUAUUGGCCUAAACUGGGCUCCAAGCACAGCUCAGCCACUUACGGGAAGUUCAAGGUGACCACCAAGUUCCGCACAGACUCCGGCUGCUAUGCAACUACUGGUCUGAAGGUCAAGCAUCUUCUCUCUGGGCAGGAGAGGACAGUGUGGCAUUUGCAGUAUACUGACUGGCCAGACCAUGGUUGUCCAGAAGAAGUCCAAGGCUUUUUAUCUUACCUGGAGGAGAUCCAGUCGGUGCGCCGCCACACCAACAGCGUGCUGGACAGCAGCAACAGCUGCAACCCCCCCAUCGUGGUGCACUGCAGCGCAGGGGUGGGCAGGACUGGAGUGGUCAUCCUGACAGAACUGAUGAUUGGGUGCUUGGAGCAUAACGAAAAAGUGGAUGUUCCUGUGAUGCUGAGACACCUGCGGGAGCAGAGGAUGUUUAUGAUCCAGACCAUAGCACAGUACAAGUUUGUCUAUCAAGUGCUUAUCCAGUUCCUGCAGAACUCCAGACUUAUUUAAUCUUCUCAACAUCCCAGCCCUGUCUUUGUGGCUCUGACUGAACCUUACAUCGAGGGGAACUGCCUUGACAACACUGUGUGCAUAUACUGCACUUUUGAAAGUUGUCUGCAAAGUAAGGAGUGAUUGUUCUUUACUAGAGUCUCCCAUGGAUUAUUUUAUACAGGAUAUAAUUUAUUUUUCUUGGAAUAACUUGUGAAUUACUUUAAUAACUUGUAAAACUUAUAGUGACCUACAAAUUGAACCACAUUUGACUUGACUGAUCUGCAUUGUAACAUGUCCAUACAGAAAGCAGUCCUUUGUAAAGGUAGUUUACUGGCUUUUAUUUUGCUACACAGCUUCUGAAAUGA
Molecule: messenger RNA, 1367 nt
Organism: Merops nubicus (carmine bee-eater)
Lineage: Eukaryota; Metazoa; Chordata; Aves; Coraciiformes; Meropidae
Product: tyrosine-protein phosphatase non-receptor type 14-like
Exons: 6
Biological process (GO): protein dephosphorylation; lymphangiogenesis
Molecular function (GO): protein tyrosine phosphatase activity
Source: RefSeq, a predicted model, not a curated record